AUGAUGGUCGUGGCGGUGCUGACAUUGCACUUGCUGGAACUAAGACUAAGGCUUGGUCAAGGGGACAGCGCUCGCCCUCCAGAGCCGACAUACACCGCGCUCCCUCCAGAUAGAAUAUUGGCAGCUGAGGGAAAAUCGGCCAGUCCUGAGACCGCCCUUACAAAACUCAUGUAUACAACAGGGUAUACGAAACAUGCCUAUGAGGCAGAUACGGGACAGACCUACGAGGUAGAUGGUAAUCCGGUAACACAGGUGCAUGAGGCUGGUGGAUUGAACCGGCGCGAAUUAGCAGGACGUUGA
Molecule: messenger RNA, 300 nt
Organism: Penicillium cosmopolitanum
Lineage: Eukaryota; Fungi; Ascomycota; Eurotiomycetes; Eurotiales; Aspergillaceae
Exons: 2
Coding region: 1-300 (99 amino acids)
Source: RefSeq, a predicted model, not a curated record